This is a messenger RNA of Malania oleifera, 3329 nucleotides long. RefSeq lists its product as uncharacterized. The record is from RefSeq and is a predicted model, not a curated record. The transcript has 4 exons. Bases 153 to 674 code for a protein of 173 amino acids. Lineage: Eukaryota; Viridiplantae; Streptophyta; Magnoliopsida; Santalales; Ximeniaceae.
UUCACAAAACAAUUCAUGCAACUCAACCUUGAAAUUCAUAUUCUAGAUAAGGGGGUUCUCCUCCCUUUUCCAUACAAGAGAUCUAAAUGAGCUAUAAGUUUUCAAUUUAACCAUUAGAUUUGUAGUGAUGAGUUCAAACUUGAUUUGCUAAUAUGAGGUAUUUGGCUUAUCACCAUGAAAGCAUGUGGCUUUCUCUACAAUCAAAUGCGCUUGAACUGCAUGCUGUGCACAAUGAAGUGUUCAUGUUGGGAAAAGGGCUGCAGAAUGAACAAAAAUGGAAAUGUUGGGAGAAACAACUUCUGGGAGGAGUGACUUAUAGCAAAUUGUUUCUGCUAUCAAAAAAAAUGAUGAGAGAAGGAACAAGGAAUAGUAAAUCAAAGAAUGGUUUAGGUUUCAACUUUGAUGCUCAUAAUAUGGGAUAUGGUCUUAAACAUGAGUCAAAUAGGGCAUCACAAAGCCAAGGUGGUGGGAAGGGCCACUAUACAGUAGAAGAAACAACUCUUGUAACCCCCACUAUAGCACCACCGCCCCCCAUGCCCCGAGUUUCAGUUGCCUUCUUUCACUCAAAUUCCAUGUAUUAUGUGAAACCCAUGAUAGAAUCCCUCACUCCCGAAUUAGGCGUUUCCGCACAACAUAGGAAAACAUUAACAUGGGUAAAAAAACCAACAUUUUAGUUUAUAAAAAUUAGAAACAAAGUAAAAAACAUAAAAUAAAAACAAAAUUUUAUAAUUUGAAACGAACAAAAAGGACUAUUUAACGAAAAUCAUUCUAAAGAGAUUGGGUAGGCACUUCGGUGUUUCUUGAGUUGCUAUUCUCAUCCUCCCUAGUUGUUGUUGUAGGGUGGAAUUGGAAGCUCGAAACAGAGUUGUGCAAACUUUUUUCUCUAUAAACUAAAGAAAUUCCAAACCCAUAUAUACACACUUAAAGUCAACUUCAAAAUGCAAAAAAAAGACAAAAAAAAUGCAAAACAAAAACAAAAAAUGAAAAAUGAAAAUGAAAAAACAAAAGAAAAAAAAAACAUGGGGUGUUUGAUGAAGAAGAAUUCAAAGGAACAUGACAAAGAAAAAAGCAUCCUAAGAAAGAUGAACAAAGGUUUAAAGCAGCUUCUGUUGGGGGAUCUAAGAACAAUAAUCACACACAAGUAAAUAUAAACAAUAAAAAGAAUACUAGAUAUAACGUUUUUCGAUCCAAUCUGACCUACCCCCACGGAGCACACCAAUCUCACUAUAAACUAGAAGAAUAAAUACAAGGAGAAGCCACUGUUCAACUCAACUCUCUCUCUCUCUCUCAAUACUAUAUUCCUCACACACUCUUCCACGCAGCUGUGUUCUGCACACAACACAACUCCACACACACACACAUCUCAUUUGUAGCCAUGGAUGGGGGUGGAAGUCAGCCAAGGUGGGCAAGGUAGGUGAAGGUGGCUACCGAUUUCCAACUACUCCAGCUCAAAAUUCAACAUAAAUAGCUGGAUUGGUGGCUUCCAACGUCUCCACCAACAGUUUCUACUAUGUUCAUCGCCUCAAAGACCUCUACUCCUUCAGCAAGCCUGAUGAGAAGGUAGCUUUUAUUAUUGUGUCAAGUGAGUUCUCUUUUUUUCUUCUUUUUCUUGUCCUUUUGGGUAUUUUAAUUUCAUAUUUAAUAACAUUUAUGUGUUUGAUAAAGGUUGGGACUAUUGUUCAAGAAGGAGUUAAAGAAUAGUGAUGUUGGGUCGCUUGAUUGAGUUAUACUUUUUUUUAAGGUGAGGUUCUUAAAUGCAACUUUUUGUUUUUUAUAUAUAUAAAAUUUCUAUCUUAACAAGGAGAAGGAAGCUAAGAGAGCCAAGUAAAAUCUUUCCUUCAAUCUGUUCUGCUUUUUCUAAAUGAAAUACAAAAUUCGAAAGCAAGAAAAAAAAAAAGAAAUAGAAAAGAACACUCUUAAUUAUAUAACAAGUAUCAUACCAUUGUUAAGUUAAAAUUAGCUUUUUUCUAUGUGCUUUUUCAUCCCAAUUAACAAAAGGAGGCAGAGAAAAAUCUACCUAGCCUCUUUUGAAUGAAGGCGUCCAGGUUGUAAUAAGAGAUUUACACUCUAACAAGAUAUAUAUAGACACCCACACACUAUUGUAAAUCCAUUUUUCAUUUAAGAAGGGAUUUGUGCCUUUAAUAAUUAAGAGGCAUUUUUUUUUUCUUGCAUUUCAUUGAUGGCAACAUUAACAUAGGUUUUAGAUUUUUUUUUUUUUUUUUAAAAAACGAAGGUAAAUCUAAGUCUUCAUCAUCUCGAGUCUAAGUCUACAAUUCAACAUAUUAAUACCUCAUUAAUUCUAUUGUGACUCGGUGUAUAACAUCAUCUCACCUGUUUGUGUAUUAAUUUUUCUAACAAUCUCUGCCAGGGAUUUUGUAAAGAAAAAUGGAUUGUCCAAUAUUAAACAUAAGAUUCUAUGAGAUAGAGCCCUUCUUGAAUAUGAUUAAUUGAAAACAAAAGGUCCAAAAAUUUUUAAUAGAGAGAAACAAAGAUCGCAAUAUUAGAGAAAAAAUGGAUUUUCCAAUAUUACAUAUAAUAUUUUGUGUAUAUUUCUUGAUAAAUAAUGUCUUUUUUAUUUUUAAAGUUUAGAAAGGAAAUCAUUUAAAAAAAAGUUAAUUUUUAAUUUAGUGCAAAUUUGUGCACUUUUCUUUAUGCUUAGAUUUGUUUGGUCAUGACUUCAUGUUGUGCUACACUUUAAGUGUUUUAUUUCUAACUCUGUAUCUCUUUCUUUUGGUGCGAGGAACCAGUAUGUCUCUACUAAACAGUCCAUGUACAAUGAUGUUAACAAUCAUUCCUAUAAAUAAAGAAUCAACAGAUUUAAUUGGACUCGCUUAAAAAAUUCGAUGGAUAGAAGACCUAAAGAUCACUUUCCCAUGACUUUUGCCUAGGGACGCCUCAUCCUCUUGUCGUGCCAUGUCCGACACCCAACUCCUCACAGGGAUUAUUGGACAAUCACUAUCGUCAUCGGCAUUUGGUCAGGAAUAUUAACGAUAGGGGUACUUCGUGGUCACUUGGAGGAAGUAGAUAACUGCUUUAGAAACCUUGAUUCUCUUCCCAACGCCAAGGAGUGGCAAUACAACUAUUCAAUAUUUAAAUGCUUUAAAGACAACAUUUCUAACAUAUGAUGAUAGAGAUGAUGGAACUGAAGACUAGAUGCAAUAAUUGAACAAACAUUUUUGAAACAAGGUUUUGUGAAUCUUAUAAUUUUUUGUGGUGUAAAUAGGAAGGGAAAAUCUUCAUUUAUAAGAGCUUUUUAAAAGUCGUUGGGUUUGUUGUAUAUAUAUCCUAUAUAUACUCAUUCAAUGGGAUUGAUAAAAGCAAUUACUCAA